ACGAGUAAAGCAAAAACACAAAACCCAGCAGCAGCCACCGCAACAGCUAUAGCAUCAAUGGAGUUCAACAAAACACCAACUGUUGAAGAACCUGAGCCCGUAAGCCCCCAUGCCCAGUACCUAAAUAGUUCAGUUCUCUCUAUAUGCGUUCUUGCUGUUUUGGAAUCCGAGGUUCCCAUCGAUGACUCCCAGACCACUGUUUUACUUGAGAAGAUGCUCCUCCCCAUCAACCCGCGCUUCUCCUCCAUCAUGGUAUUAGACGAUCAUGGAGUAGGACAUUGGAAGAAGGUUGAAGUUAAGCUUGAAGACCACGUCCGGGUCGCUGUUUUCCCAGACGGAUUACCGGCGACUACCUACGAUGAGUGCUUUCAGGAGUACAUGUCAAAGAUAUCCAUGGAAAUGCUUCCACAGAGCAGACCACUGUGGGAGAUCCACUUGUUUAAAUAUCCCACCAGCAAUGCAGCUGGGACUGUGGUGUUGAAGUUUCACCAUGCAUUAGGUGAUGGCUUCUCACUCAUGGGUGCAUUGUUUUCUUGCACCCGAAGGGCCGAUGAUCCUUCACUUCCCUUAACUUUUCCCUCAUCUCGGCCAAAACCUAUACCAAAUAACCACGGCGCCGGCGGCCUCAGCAUUUUGAAGAAAGCUCAUGGAUUUGUCUCCCUGCUCUUUAAUUCCGCUUCGGAUUUUGCUUGGAGCCUUUUAAAAAGCAGCUUUUUAGAAGACGAACAGAACCCAAUCCGGUCCGGAACUGCGGGGGUUGAAUUCCGGCCUAAAACCGUCUCUACUGUCAACUUAUCUCUCGAUCGGAUUGGACAAAUCAAGGAAAAGAUUGGAGGGACAAUUAAUGACGUGCUCUGUGGGGUAAUAUUCUACGGUGUUCGGCUAUAUAUGUACAAUUCAAACAGAAGUUCCAGCCACAUAAGUUCGACCGCUCUGGUGCUGCUCAACACUAGGAUAAUCAAUAACAUUCAGUCAAUCCAGGAGAUGAUGAAACCAGAUACCAAGGCACCCUGGGGGAAUUACUUUGCCUUCUUGCAUGUCUCUAUUCCCAUACUUGAUGCCGAUACUACAACCCCUCUUGACUUCGUGCUCAAAGCAAGGCAAAUAGUCAAGAGAAAGAGAAGUUCAUUGGCUGUGUAUCUCAAUGCCAAGCUUCUAGAGACCACCAGAAAAUUCAGAGGCCCUGAGAGAGCAGCACAAAUAAUCCAUAGCACACUAAAGAACACGAGCCUGGCCAUCACAAAUAUGGUUGGACCAAAGGAAAAAGUGACUCUAGCAGGUCAUCCAGUCAGCGGCUUGUACUUUACAGUGUCCGGGGUACCUCAGAGUCUUACAAUAACGGCGGUGAGUUACAUGGGAACUUUGAGGUUAGGAGUGGAGGCAGAAAAAGACUUCAUUGAUAACCAACAAUUUAAAUCAUGCAUAGAGGAGGCCUUUCGGAAGAUCUUUGAAGCUGCUCUUUCCGCUUGAAACUUGGAUUUAGAUGGAUUCAAUUCUUCCUUUCAAUCAUAACAUUUGAGAGAUUUAAUAAAUUAAGUAUUCACCGUAUAUGAUAGUAUUCGGAUUUAAAUUUUAUGAUGUUCAUAAAAUUCAAGUCAAAUAUUCACUUUAUAUAAUAUAUAUGGUAUAGAUU
Messenger RNA from Nelumbo nucifera (sacred lotus), 1633 nucleotides. The record is from RefSeq and is a predicted model, not a curated record. NCBI's taxonomy places the organism in Eukaryota, Viridiplantae, Streptophyta, Magnoliopsida, Proteales, Nelumbonaceae.